UUUCCAUAUAAUAGAAAUGAAGGUCCGAAUUUUGUUAGUCAUAUUUCUUUUAACGUUUAUUUCAACCAACCAUGUAAAUGCGAGAAGAUCUGGAUCUUCGCGAAGCUCAUCACGAGGCUCGUCAUCACGAAGUUCAUAUUCUUCUUCAUCUAGAUCUCGUUCAAGCUCUAGUUCUGGACAUGGAAGUUCAUCAGGGGGACAUACGUCGGGAUCAAGUCCUUCUGGACAUGGAAGUUCAUCAGAUAGACAUACGAUAGGGUCAGGCUCGACUGGCUAUGGAAGUUCUAGUGGACAUAUGACAGGAUCAAGUUCUUUUGGACAUGGAAGUUCAUCAGGCGGGCAUACGUCGGGAUCAAACCCUUUUGGAAGUGUACCACGUGGAGGUACAGGCUCAAACCCGACUGGAACCUCAUCGAGUCAAACUUCACAUCAACGAAAUAAAGAUGCAUCUUCGACGUUCUUACAAGCUGAAGGAGGAGGUGCCACACGACCCUCUCAAACUAAUUCCGCGCAAUCUGGUCGACCAUUAGCACCACAUGGCAAUACAGGAACUUAUCUUGGGAGUCAUGGAACAUCAAGUUUUACGAACAGGAGACAAAAUUCUGCAUCAUAUAAUUCAUCAGCACCACAUAAUCCGUCAAUACCGUAUAAACCAUCAGUACCGUACAAUCCAUCAGCACCGUACAAUCCAUAUAAUCCAUCAGCACCGUCAACUAAUCAUUUGUCGAAAUCCACUGUGGUACCUUCGCAAAAUCAUGCUCCAACUUCUUUUGGCCAACCGAGAGCGCCUUAUAAUAAUCCAUUACAAGGAACUGCAUCUAGUAAUCCUCCAUGGAGCAAUCCUCAUUUCAAUCCGAGUCAAUCUCAUCCAGCAGGUUCCACUUCUGCUAACAUUGGCUUCAAAGAUCAUCUGCGUCCAACUUCGAUGCCCGUUCCUUCUGCAUCUUACCCGCGUCCUCCUUAUCCUACUUCUGGUAUUAAUCCACACCCUCCUCCUUAUCCCAGCCAUUCUUUCAAUUAUCCUAAUCAACUUCACGCACCUCACGUACCUUCCAUGCACAAUCCCAGUUACUCUAUUCCCAGUCAAUCGUUUGGACAUCCUUCUAGUUACCCAGCGCAUAUUCCACCACCUGUACCAGGUACAUUCGGAAAUCCUUAUUCUACGCAUCCUGUUAGCGGAACAUAUGGCGCAGCUGGACACACUUAUUAUCCUCAACAACACGUUUUGGCGCAGCCAGCAGCACAACCGUACAUACCUGGACAAACGGUUGUAAUGGUUCCUGGUCAACAAGACAGUGGCAGAGGUUUUGGUCAGAUGGUGAAAGAAGCACUCGUGUUUUCCACAAUCAAUGCCGGUGUGAAUAGGCUGAUAAAUCCGCAUCAUCAUUAUGUGCAUGAUUCCAGUAGUCCGAGUAGUGGUACUGGUACUAGUGAAACGCAUAUAACUUAUAAUAAUCAUUAUUUUAAUACAGCUCCUCCUGGUAGUGUUCCUCCAACUUCACAAAAUAUACCUCAAGGAAAUGUUCCCAUUAUGAAUCCUAUCAAUCCAAAUCCAGUGAACAAUCCAGUUGUUACUCCGGGUGUAUCAAUUCCUGCAAUUAUCAGCAACGGUAGCACGACAUAUCCAGUUGGCGGUUCUUUCGUAAAUACAGUAGGGACAGUUAACAAUGUGGAAACUCCUUCAGUUGUACCUCCUAAUGAAUUUUCUACUAGCAAUAUAGUGACUAAUCAAGAAAUGUCCAAUCAAGGAACAACUAUUUAUUCUCCGCAAUAUAAAAUAUCAGAUGACGAUCUAUUAAUGUUCACCGAAGAGUUAUUUGUAAAACAAGAAGUUAAUAUGUCCAAGCAUUUGACGUUGCAUCUUCAGAGUAAAUCGGUAAACGUAACCGAUGCAGCUAAGGGACCAUUAAUUUAUGUGCAAGAAGAGGCAUACGAUUAUCCAACGAUCUUAGCUAUUCGAGCUUUAUACGAUAAUUAUGAACACAAUUCUACUAUGAAAGAGACUCGUACAGCGGAAAAGCGAAAGAAAGAGGAAUUUCUGUUAGAUAUGUUUGUAAAUACGAAUGUGAUGACUAAAACUCUGCGAUGGUUAUCAGAUCGAGGUGUCAUCAAUCCCUAUGAUUUCGAGAAGGACACUUUGCGGCGUAUCUGGUUCAACACGUUCGACGGUUCCACAUCAGGUUUUGAACGAGUGUUCACAUCCGAAAGAUAUGGUACAGAGCUUCUUGGGGUACAGGACUGGAUCUAUUUUAAUUAUCAAGAAUCGAACAAUCGUAUUGAUUACAUGGGAUACGUUGAUAUCAUGAAGCUUGGCGACAGAGCCUCAUUAGUGAAAUUGAACUUCGAAAUGGAUGGUAUUAUUAGACCAAACGCAACGAUAUUCGUGGGCACGCUUCCUGAACUUGAGAUGGCUCUGUAUACGAUAUGUUUUUAUACCAGGCCGAAUAAUUUAUGUCCCGUUUCACUUGGCGGAAGCAAAUUUAAUAUUUUCACGCAUUCAUUUAGAUAUUACGGGAUAGAUGUUAUAGAUCUUGCACUUCCUAUCUUCUAAGUUUGUACACACAUAAAUAAAUUCUCGGAUGUUACAUAAUAACAUAAAUGAUUAAAAUACAUAACUUGAGCAUAUUUUAACAGAUAUGUCAAACAUAAUGCAAGAAUGUGUGAUUGUAAGAUCUAAAUAAACUUUUUUUAAAGUUUUAUUAAUGU
Cyphomyrmex costatus is the source of this 2706-nucleotide messenger RNA. RefSeq names its product poly(U)-specific endoribonuclease homolog. Gene Ontology annotation, molecular function: RNA endonuclease activity. The transcript is spliced from 8 exons. NCBI's taxonomy places the organism in Eukaryota, Metazoa, Arthropoda, Insecta, Hymenoptera, Formicidae. The record is from RefSeq and is a predicted model, not a curated record. The coding region runs from base 17 to 2551 and encodes 844 amino acids.